AUGGACGAGAUCAAAUCCAUCCAAAACGCAAAGGGUGUGAAGAGCCUUGACAAACUCAACGUUGAUGAGCGUGAUCUGUUAGCUGUUGCUUUAGGAGCACCUGCUCGCCAGGUCAUCCUACGAGCUGAAGAAGUUGGCCAAAGCACUGGCUGGCGGGAUGGCUACCUUAGUGAUGAGUAUGGUUUCCAGCCUCCUGACACAAGUGAAGCACCGGGUGCGCUGCGGAACUCACCAGGAAGGGUGUGGAUGGACCUUUGCGAACGCAUGCCGGGCUGCAUUGCUCGCGGCCGCGUGCGAGAGUCAGUGGCUGCACUGCCAAUCGUUGAGGGCAGUGCCAACAUCAUUCCCGACAAGGCCCUUUGGGCAGCACUCGUUGCGCUAGGGAUGCUCUGCUCGAUAUAUCGGUACGAGGAGAGGCAUGAUGGCAACGAAGGGAUCAAUGUUUCCACGAAGCCUCUCAGACUAGACGGAGUGCCGAUGAGCGAUGAUCUCGGUGACGAAGUCAAAGGAAUCCCACGCAGCAUCGGACUACCUUACGUUCAGAUUUGCAUACGUAUGGGCCGAUCGAUCCCUCAUCUCACGUUCUUUGAUCAAUCAUCUUACAACGUGGAUUACAUUGAUCCAUUGUCGGACUAUCCUUACGUUGGUCGAUUUGACAACACUGUAGGCACCCUUUCAGAUUUGCAAAACCCAGCUAAUGUUAUUCAGAGACUGCGAUGGGCUAUGUUCGGAGAUGGUGCCGAGCGGGCCUUCCUGAAGGGUUGCGCUGACACUUCCGCAAGCUUUCAGCAUGGACCUGACGCUAUUGCGGCCUGCCAGGAGCAUGUAAUGAACAGGAACAAUGAAGGCCUUCUGCGGGAGCUCAUACGUCUCAAAGAGAUCCUCGAGCGUAUGCCCCAAGCAUUCCAUACAAUCUCGUUAGCCGGAUCAGGAGAGAACUACGUCUCGCCUGCAGAAUGGGUGCGAUGGGCCAAGUUCUCUGCGCCUUUGUCAAAGAGAUGCCCUGCUACUUCUGGUUUACAGUUCCCUCCGUAUCUCGUUAUGGAUGCAUUCCUCGGGCGGAAGAAGUACGAUUCGUUCCUAGGUGCCGAAGGAGUCCACCUGCGGGCCUGGCUUCCUUCAAACCUCCGCGCAUUCAUCGCCGCGAUAGAGUAUCAUUACAGCAUCCCAGAUUACGUGAAAGCGUCCGGAGACCCUAGACUCAUGGGCGUCUUUGACGGUGUCGUCGAAGCCUAUACCGGCGAGCGAGGCUUCAUGGGUCUUCUCGAAUGUGCUGGCAAGACUGGUCGCACUGAGACCAAUGGCGCCUCAGGGGCUACGAACGACAUGCGACCAUGGGAACAGACGCAUCAUGAGUUCUCAGCGUCUAUGAAAGAGCGCCUGGAGCCGUUCCGGGGACAACGCGAUCUUGAACCGCAUGAAAUCCGUGGCACGUUCGAAGAAUGUCGUUACCGCGGACGCAUCCUGAGCCGAAACUUCGUUGAUUCGGACCCAACCCGAACUAUUGCUAUGGUUACUCUCGAUAUCCAAGAGGCUGGUAUCACAUUUCAGCCGGGUGAUAGGUUGGCAGUCAUGCCAAUGAACUCAUGGACGGAGUGCGCAAAAGUCGCUGCGGCUCUUGGUCUCGAUUCCACGCUCGAAGAUACCGUCACACUCGAUCGCGUCUGGUCGCGAUAUGCUGACCACAUAGCCAGCAUAACCCGGUCGGGAAGGCCUCGACUUACGGUCAUCGAUUUGCUGCGCAAGGGCCAUUUGGCGCCGAUUACGCAGGAACUCGCGACUAAGCUACACACAAUGCUGAGGGCGUCCUCAAAUACCGUCCUACAGGUUCUCGCAACCAAUGAAUGGCCAGUGCGUGCCUCUCUAGGAGACCUGCUCCAGGCUGCAGUUCAAGAUACACCAGCUCGCAUCUGGGAUCAAGCGUUCGAUCUGUCUGGCAAUCUUUCAUGGUUAGCCGACUUGAUACCCGUUGAAGUGCCAAGGACAUACAGUAUCUCCACACACGCUGACGAGCUCCUACCAAGCACUGUCGACCUGACUAUCUCACGAUCGAACUACGAACUGUGCUCAACCUUCGCCGGCAAUGCUAAGAUUAUGCGACACGGAGUCAGCAGUGGCUUUCUCAACCCGCCCGUGGGAGACGAGCUAGAUGUCCUCGACGACGAGGAGCUAUUGUUGGGCGUCUCUCGGCCUUUCGCGUUCCAGCUUCCAUUCGACGAUACUUCGCCAGUCGCACUCUUCGCUGGUGGUAGCGGCAUUGCACCGUUCCGGAGUUUCUGGCAAGCACGCUGCGGCCGAACCUGGGGUAAGACUGCACUCUAUCUUGGAGUGCAGUCGCGAGAGAAGUUCUGCUAUGAGUCGGAACUUCGCCAAUACGUCAAUGAAGGUUUGAUGGAAGUUCACACUGCCUUCUCUCGUGAUUCCAGAGGUCUGCUCUACGACCCUGUUACUCAAGACCUCGUUGAAAAGGAGAUACCGCCACGCUAUAUCGACGGUCUCAUCGUAGAGCAAGGACAAUCCAUUUGUGAUCUGGUCAUGAGUAAGAAGCAGGGAGGCAUCGGAGGAUAUAUCUAUGUCUGCGGUUCGGUAGGCGUCUUCGACUCCGUCAUGUCGGGCAUUCGCAAAGCCCUUUACAACCAUCGCUCGCCCACGAUGGAGACCGUCGAAUCCAUUCUCACGACUGCCUUCGCCGAACGACGGUUCAUGCUUGACGUGUUCAUGACUCCCAAACCUUUACCGUGUAAUCAGCCAACCAUACCGCUCUCGCAGCUUGCACUUCAUACUGGGCAUAAACCCGACUCUCGAGUUUGGAUUAGUGUGCACGGCAAGGUCUAUGAUGUGACGGACUUCUGUUCUAUGCAUCCAGGAGGUACGAACAUCAUCAAAUCCAAUGGUGGUGUCGACUGCUCCAAAUCUUUUGAUCUUCUCGCACAUACGAACAAUCCCGAAGUGUCUUCGCUUCUUACCAAGUACUACAUCGGAGAGUUGACUCCCAAACCGGCUUAUCACUCCGAAGAAGUUGGCAUGCUGUACGAUCUGUGGAACAGCUUCCUCCGUGUUGCUACCGAGCAGGUCGUAGCUUCCCACUUCGAAGUCGGCAUGAUCAUGGAAUCUUCCAUUGUCUGGUUCCAGGGCGAACUUUUCAACAUGGGUGGUGUUCGUCGAUUCUACCACUAUCAGUCCCGGUUGCUCCAAGGUGCCUUUUCGGCUCUGUUCGGACCUAAACUACAAGAGAUGUAUCUCAAGAUCUCGUUCGCCUUCGCAAACGCCGCUUCGUCAGCAACUCCUUCGAAGCUUCCCGACGUCCUCGGCAUUAUUGCUCGUGCUAAAGGAUCUAGCGAUGCCGUCAAAGCGUCGAAUGAGAUCUCCCAGAUCGGACAGUUUACCUGCAACAGUGAAUCUGCUCGGCAUCAUGAGAAGGGAAUCAUUGCCUAUGCGCAACGCUCUGUGCAGUACGAUAUGGAAUUCCUGGAAGCUAUCCGUGAUGAAGCAUGUACUGGCAUGGAUGCUUUUGGUACAAUCAUGGAGCUUGACGCUGCCUCGGACAGCCAACGCAUCGCGGCGCUUUCUGCAUUCCUUAUGCAGGUGCUAGAACGUAUGGCUAAGCGCCUUGAAGGGUUCUACACCAAGCUGGCCCGGCACUCAGUGUUCCAGCCUGAACUCGAGAGAAACCCCGCUCGCGCUCGUUGGAACAUUCUCAAGAGGAAGGUUCGCGACGGCUCUUUCUUUGUCUUGUCCCGAAACGUCACUAUCAGCGCUGCACCAAAUUAUGAGCCUGCUGUCGGUGAACGUGUAGAUUUUGACCAAGUCGUCUCCCAAAUUGAGAUGAGCCUUGAGCAUGCUGAUUUGCGAUCGCAUCGCAACCUUGACCUGAACGAACAGCAUGCAGCGAGGGCCAUGAACACAAGCGACGGCGCUCCCGCAUAUGAGCAGCACAAUCAGACCAACGCAUUGAAGGCCAUGUCAAGUUUCAUCAAUGACAACAAACGCGCAAUCCGUCGGCUGAGCAAACUCCCUCAGGCGAUCAACCUGGAGCAAUUGAUGCAAACUUACGGGUCUAUGCCACCGAUUCCCAAUGGCCUUCCCACGCCACCUUCUAGUCGCUCCGCAAGCCGCUCGCCGUCGAUCACAGGCGGGCGCGGAAACCUUGCAAGGCGUAAUACAGUUACAGACAAUCAAUCCAUGCCGGGUGCAGCACUCCAGCGCCGUCACACCGCUGCCUCCGAAGACAAUGCCACCACUCCCACGCACAUAUCGCCAGCGGCCACAAUGUCGGCCUUAAUGAACAAAAUGAAUUCACGCCCUAAGCUAGGUCAAACUGGACUUGUCUCACCGCCUCACAGUGCUAUUGGGUCGGCGCAAUUCACGGAUCGCGCUCGCUCUCUACAACGCCUGCCCAUCCGAGAAGAGCAAAACGCGAGAGGCUUCGCCAAUGGAAACUGCGCACAUGCGCUCAAGAAGCAACACCGGGAGCCUGAGAGCGUUCAGGCUACAGGCUAG
Messenger RNA from Didymosphaeria variabile, 4500 nucleotides. RefSeq lists its product as uncharacterized. The record is from RefSeq and is a predicted model, not a curated record. NCBI's taxonomy places the organism in Eukaryota, Fungi, Ascomycota, Dothideomycetes, Pleosporales, Didymosphaeriaceae. Gene Ontology annotation, cellular component: cytosol. Gene Ontology annotation, molecular function: NADPH-hemoprotein reductase activity; heme binding; metal ion binding. The transcript has 6 exons. The coding region runs from base 1 to 4500 and encodes 1499 amino acids.